AAAGAGAGCGAGGGAAGAAGACACAGACGGGCAACGUCUCCAAGGCAUGAGGACUAACAUUGACUGUUUUCUCUCCCCCUCCAGAAACAAGUGGCUGACGACCGGCAGACCUUGCACGAUCACCCACAACAACACUUCUCCCACACCCUGGAGCACAACACAGAAGAGGAGCACCCAGGAGUUUGGACUUUUCCCCACUGGCGAUGAGGAAACGAUCGCACUUCAGUCGGAACUGGAGGCUGUGGAGAAGCAGAUCCAGGAUCUACUAGAGAAGCAGACACGGCUGCGAGAACGUAAAACGGCGCUGGAAAAAUCCAGAGCUGACGCUCGCAAAUCCGCGGUAAGUUUUCAUCGCGAUUUUAAUACUCCUUCCACUUCUACUCCGCGUGUUUCUCUGCACAGAGCCCAGGCUUCGAGAACACGGUCAGCCCAAAUGAACUUCACUCCUGCACCGGCACACCCACGGCGAAAGGCGCGAGCCAGGACUAGAGCGAUGACCCAACCGCCGCCACCGGUCUUCGAGAUCCUGACCAGGAACCGCUUUGCCGCCCUCUGCGAGACGGAAUGCAACGCUGUGGUCAUCGGAGACUCAAUCGUCCGGAAAGUACGCGCUUCCUCCACUAAAGGUAAGGUGCGCACUCAUUGUUUUCCUGGCGCCCGUGUUCUUGAUGUCUCUGCGCAGGUACCUGCGAUCCUGAAGGACGAUGCUAAUGUCGGAGCUGUCGUGCUGCACGCGGGGGUGAAUGACAUCAGGAUGCAGCAGUCAGAGAUCCUGAAGAGGGACUUCAGGAGUCUGAUCGAGACGGUACGCAACGCAUCGCCCACAGCGAGGAUCAUCGUAUCAGGGCCGCUUCCUACCUACCGACGAGGGAAUGAAAAGUUCAGUAGACUAUUUGCUCUAAAUAAAUGGUUGAUGUCAUGGUGUAUUGAACAGAAGCUGCUCUUUGUUGAUCAUUUUGAUCUGUUCUGGGAGCGACCUAGGCUCUUCCGCCCUGACGGCCUGCACCCCAGCAGCAUCGGAGCGGAACUUCUGUCUGACAACAUUUCAAAGACGCUACGCACCGCUUGACUACGUCUCCCAGCGGUAAGUCAAAACUUUAACCAUAGUCUGUGUUCCUCCCACUCAUCUGUUAGAAAUGUUACUGCUUCCAAAUGCAUAGAGACUGUGUCUGUCCCCCGAAUAAUACUACAAAAUAACAAAAUAGCCAAAUCUCAGAGAAAAAAUCUAAUCGUGAUUAAACCCGAGGACAAUGUAAUAAACGACCAAAACAAACUCAUAAAGUUCGGCCUACUUAAUAUUAGAUCACUAAAUUCAAAAGCAGUUAUUGUAAAUGAAAUGAUCACAGACAACAGUUUUGAUAUACUUUGCCUUACCGAAACCUGGCUUAAACCAAAUGAUUAUUAUGGUCUAAAUGAGUGUACCCCACCAAGCUACUGUUAUAUGCAUGAGCCACGUCCGGUUGGUCGAGGUGGUGGUGUCGCAACAAUCUUUAGAGACUUACUUACUGUAACUCAGAGAACGGAGCAUAAAUUUAAACCAUUGGAAGUGCUUGCGUUGAACAUAAUUGUUCCAAUUGAUAGUAAAAAAUCCUUGCUUUCUUGUAUGUUGGCUACUGUGUAUAGACACCCUGGUCCCUACACUGAUUUUCUGAAAGAGUUUGCAGACUUCCUAUCGGACCUAUUGGUUAACGUUGAUAAAGUACUAAUUGUCGGAGACUUUAAUAUCCACGUAGAUAGUGCUAACGAUGCAUUAGCAGUGGCGUUUACAGAGCUAUUACACUCUUUUGGAGUAACACAACACAUCAAUGGACCCACUCAUCGAUUUAAUCAUACACUAGACUUGAUUAUAUCUCACGGAGCCGAUCUAACCAAUAUAGAUAGUAUACCUCAAAGCGACGAUGUCACUGAUCACUAUCUUAUUACAUGUACACUGCGCACUGCAGAAAUCAGCCAAUUAACUCGUUAUCGACAGGGUAGAACAAUUACCUCGACUACUAAAGAUAGUUUAGCAAAGAGCUUGCCAGAUCUGACUACAUUAAUAACCAUACCAAUAAAUACAGAAUCGCUCAAUGACAUGACCAGCAAAUUGGGCACUAAUUUCUCUAAUACAUUAGAUGCUGUCGCACCUAUGAAGUCAAAAAAGAUUAAUGAGAAAAACAUAGCACCAUGGUACAAUAGCACCACUCGCGCCCUUAAAAGAGAAACAAGUAAACUGGAGCGCAAAUGGAAACAAACCCAAUUAGAGGUCUUUAAAAUUGCGUGGAAAGAGAGUGCAAACUGUUAUAAAAAGGCACUAAAAGCAGCAAAGGCUGAGCACCUCCGUAACCUCAUAGAAACUAACAAAAACAAUCCAAGGUUUUUAUUUAGUAAAGUUGCUAAACUAACAAAUAAACAGACUUCACCUGACCUGGGUAUUCCGCCGCACCUUGGUAGCAAUGAUUUCAUGAAUUUUUUUACAGAUAAAAUCAAAAACAUAUGAGACAAAAUAGUAAAAACUCAACCUCCAAGUCUGUCCUAUAAAUUAGUACCAACCAUCGCCCCAAAAGAAAGGCUACAGUGUUUUUCACCUAUAAAACGGGAAGAUUUAAUUAAAUUUAUUGCAACAUCUAAACCUACAACUUGCUUAUUAGACCCCAUACCAACUAAAUUAUUAAAAGAGUUAUUACACGUUGCAAUUGAGCCCAUUUAUAACAUUAUCAACUCGUCAAUUAAUCUAGGCCAUGUCCCAGGACCCUUUAAACUGGCCGUCAUUAAGCCUCUUAUCAAGAAACCAAACUUAGACCCCAAUGAACUAGGAAACUAUAGACCGAUUUCAAAUCUCCCUUACCUGUCUAAAAUACUAGAAAAAGUAGUGGCAACUCAGUUGUGCUCUUUCUUACAAAAUAAUGACAUACACGAAAAAUUCCAGUCAGGCUUUAGACCACAUCAUAGUACUGAAACUGCGCUUGUUAAAAUUACAAACGACCUGCUUAUAGCAUCAGAUAAAGGUAACAUCUCACUCCUAGUCCUGCUUGACCUUAGUGCUGCGUUCGAUACUGUAGACCAUAAAAUACUUCUAGAUCGCUUACACAAUUAUACCGGUAUUCAGGGACAGGCACUACAAUGGUUCAGAUCGUACUUAUCAGACAGACAUCAAUUUGUCCACUUAAAUGGGGAAUCAUCAAAUCUAACGCAAGUAAAUUAUGGAUUACAUCAGGGAUCGGUUUUAGGACCCUUGCAUGCCUCCAUAUACAUGCUGCCCCUUGGAAACAUUAUUAGAAAACAUGGAAUUAGCUUCCACUGUUAUGCAGAUGAUACUCAGCUAUAUAUCUCAUCAAGACCAGAUGAUUCCUUCCAACUAUCCAAAUUGGCAGAGUGCAUCGACGAUAUAAAGCAUUUAGUGGUGCAACGGAUCAUCAUUGAUCCGUGAUCCGUUCGGAUCAAUAUCUUCGGAUCGGCACACACGUGAUCCGCGGAUUGAUUUAUGAAAAAAAAAGUUGUGCGCAUGUUCAGUCCACACACAGCGUGGUCAUGGCGAGCGGAGGAAUGGAGGAGCUUGAACGCCCCGCGUCAUUUAAAUCCCCUGUAUGGGAGCAUUUUGGCUUCCCUGUCAAAUAUAAUGAUGAAGGAAAGAGGUUAGUGGAUAAAACCGUGACGGUGUGUAGGCACUGUGGCGCAAGAAAGACAUAUGACAGUGGAAACACAUCAAGCAUGGCCACGCAUUUGAAGCGACAUCACCCCGGUGUUUCACUGACAGGAGUGAAAACGAAGGCUGCUCAACAACCGCUUAUCACCGCGGCAUUUAAGCAGCCCCUUGUUGCACAAUCAGACCGGGCUAAAGCCAUCACAAACGCUAUCGGUGUGUUUAUAGGUGCCGACA
Triplophysa rosa is the source of this 3859-nucleotide messenger RNA. RefSeq lists its product as uncharacterized. The transcript has 2 exons. Bases 1337 to 2479 code for a protein of 380 amino acids. Gene Ontology annotation, molecular function: catalytic activity. The record is from RefSeq and is a predicted model, not a curated record. Lineage: Eukaryota; Metazoa; Chordata; Actinopteri; Cypriniformes; Nemacheilidae.